AUAGACUUUAGACUAGCUUCACGUACGAAUAUACAGGGUGGUUGGUAACUGGUGGUACAAGCGGAAAGGGGGUGAUUCUACGCGAAAAAAGAAAAUAUAGAAUAGAAAUCUUUCGUUCGAGGCUUUGUUUUCGAGAAAAUCAACUUUGAAUCUUAUCUCGUUAUAACGGAUCUCACUGUAGAUCGUUGUCUCGAUGGAAAAAUUAAGAAAAAAAUUUUUAUUCUAUAUUUUCGACUUCUUUCACCCCCUUUCCGCUUGUACCAUCAGUUACCAUCCACAUCCAUUCCAUAUACAUCCUGUCCAUAAAAUUAUGAAAUACCUACAUUUUUCAAUUAUGUUCAAAAUUCUACAGACCUCCCCCUUCCCCGAAAUCUCAUUUUGCGCUUUCGUCAAUCAUAAAAGUUUAUUUGCGAAAACAAGCAGCCCAAGAAGAACAAUUUGCGUCAGUCUAAAAUUACCAUCACGCAUCAAGGAACGUACCUGACGUCAACAAACCUGAAGUCCCUCCCAUAUUUAACUCUACUAAGCCAACCACGGGAGUUCCGCGUUCAAAAUACCAAUCGUUCGUUUAUUUGCAUGAGAAAAGAUUUGUCGGUGGCUGGGGAGGAAACGAGCCGAAGCGCGGAUAGGUGAAUGUCGGAAGAGAAGGGGAAAACCUUCCGAGUCCUGAAACAAUUUUCGUUUCGAACAGCUCGUCCUGCUGGUGGGGAGGGUUGCAUAAAUAUUCGAGGUUGCGCAUCGUGCUCGACAUAGCUGGAAACUGCUGGCAAGCGAACAAGUGGUGGAGAAGGAGCACCAGGACCUUAGUUUCGCCACAGCUCAGUACCAGUUGCGCUCCAUACGAGUGUUCAUCCAACCUGCUCGAAAGGGUGGAAUUCCAACGUGAAGACAUUGAGUUCGGUGACAUCGUCCUCCCGUUGGCCGCGGAUUCGUUAUCAAGCCUGAGGCCCUCGUCACUAGUAUCACUAUCGACAAUAAAGGUACCCCACCCGCGACCGGACGAUGGAGAACUCCAACACGGAAUCGCAAUCUCCCGCGAGCCCUGCCCGGGAGGGCGCCUCGAGCUCGGACUCGGAAUGUGACUCGAGCUCGGCCUGCUCAUGAGGGACCACCCCCUGAAAAACAGCGCACUGUAUUCUGCCCUAAACCGUGCCCUAGGGGGUCCGGCAGCGUAUUGGCUUACGCAGAUAAUGAACGGCGACGAGCUCACCUGGCCAGAUUUUAAGGAACAAUUCGCCGCGCACUUCGGUGGCCAAGAAGUAGCAGCCGCGUCGCUAAUCAAGGUAGCCGAGAAACUACCGCGGGACGGCGAAACACCAGGAGCGUACGGAAAUCAUAUCAUCACCCUCCUGGGGUCGAAGUGGCGAAAUUCAACCAGGGAAGAGGUACUCGCCGCCACCGCCCUCCAUCUGCUGGGCUCGCGCGAUGAACGUUUUAAACGACUAGCGCUCACGAGUGACAUCACGUCGGUGAAACAAUUCCAAAGAGAAAUGAAGCCCUUCCUAUACACGGAGUGGCCAACGCCCCCGCCGUGGAGGUCAUUAGCGAGCUCCGGAAACAAAAAAGGCAGGUCACCCGCCCCCUGGACCAGGUGUGGUCACUGCGGUAUUUACGGACAUCCGACAUUCGAAUGCCGCAAGAGGGCGAAGUGGGAACCGAAGAAGGACCCCCGACUCCCGAAGGAAAGCCGACCGGCUGCACCACCAAAAGCGUUGUGCUUUCACUGCCACAUGCCGGGACACAUCGCGUCUCGCUGUCCAUCGCGGCGAGAAGAAAAACAUUGCCCCGAGGACAAGCGCCGGGUCGGUGCCUGCGUGGUGGAAGCCCCGACGCGUAGACUAAGCCAGCAGGCCACACACGAGGAUGUGUAAGUGUCAGGAUGGCCGAGUCGGAGACGAAAGGACGCCGGGGCCCCUCUGGAACUUCAGGACAACACCCUAACCUUGCAACCUAGACCCUAAUAUAGCCAUAACGAAACAAUCGCAAGUCCAAACCGAUAGCAAUCGUACGUCGAUCGGAGGAUCGUGUGUACUGAGACACUCGACCGGAGUCUUGUUUCGGUGGCGUCGUUGGGAUGACGAGCAGUCUUGCUAGAGAGCUGAUCGGUGAAGGAAGUCGAGUGCCUUACGAGCAGGGAGUGGUGCACGUGUGAGUUAGAGCAAGGGAACCUGUCCUCCCGUUGGUCACGGAUUCGUUAUCAAGCCUGAGGCCCUCGUCACUAGUACG
This is a messenger RNA of Bombus huntii, 2226 nucleotides long. RefSeq lists its product as uncharacterized. Gene Ontology annotation, molecular function: zinc ion binding; nucleic acid binding. The transcript has 2 exons. The record is from RefSeq and is a predicted model, not a curated record. The coding region runs from base 1101 to 1871 and encodes 256 amino acids. Lineage: Eukaryota; Metazoa; Arthropoda; Insecta; Hymenoptera; Apidae.